AUGUGGCUCGAAGAGUCUGAGUCUGUGAAACCUGGGAGAGAAACCUCCACAGAAGAGUCUGAGUCUGUGAAACCUGGGAGAGAAACCUCCACAGAAGAGUCUGAGUCUGUGAAACCUGGGAGAGAAACCUCCACAGAAGAGUUUGAGUCUGUGAAACCUGGGAGAGAAACCUCCACAGAAGAGUUUGAGUCUGUGAAACCUGGGAGAGAAACCUCCACAGAAGAGUCUGAGUCUGUGAAACCUGGGAGAGAAACCUCCACAGAAGAGUCUGAGUCUGUGAAACCUGGGAGAGAAACCUCCACAGAAGAGUCUGAGUCUGAGAAACCUGGGAGAGAAACCUCCACAGAAGAGUUUGAGUCUGAGAAACCUGGGAGAGAAACCUCCACAGAAGAGUUUGAGUCUGAGAAACCUGGGAGAGAAACCUCCACAGAAGAGUCUGAGUCUGUGAAACCUGGGAGAGAAACCUCCACAGAAGAGUCUGAGUCUGUGAAACCUGGGAGAGAAACCUCCACAGAAGAGUCUGAGUCUGUGAAACCUGGGAGAGAAACCUCCACAGAAGAGUCUGAGUCUGUGAAACCUGGGAGAGAAACCUCCACAGAAGAGUCUGAGUCUGUGAAACCUGGGAGAGAAACCUCCACAGAAGAGUCUGAGUCUGUGAAACCUGGGAGAGAAACCUCCACAGAAGAGUCUGAGUCUGAGAAACCUGGGAGAGAAACCUCCACAGAAGAGUCUGAGUCUGAGAAACCUGGGAGAGAAACCUCCACAGAAGAGUUUGAGUCUGUGAAACCUGGGAGAGAAACCUCCACAGAAGAGUUUGAGUCUGUGAAACCUGGGAGAGAAACCUCCACAGAAGAGUCUGAGUCUGUGAAACCUGGGAGAGAAACCUCCACAGAAGAGUCUGAGUCUGUGAAACCUGGGAGAGAAACCUCCACAGAAGAGUCUGAGUCUGUGAAACCUGGGAGAGAAACCUCCACAGAAGAGUCUGAGUCUGAGAAAUCUGGGAGAGAAACCUCCACAGAAGAGUCUGAGUCUGUGAAACCUGGGAGAGAAACCUCCACAGAAGAGUCUGAGUCUGAGAAACCUGGGAGAGAAACCUCCACAGAAGAGUUUGAGUCUGAGAAACCUGGGAGAGAAACCUCCACAGAAGAGUCUGAGUCUGAGAAACCUGGGAGAGAAACCUCCACAGAAGAGUUUGAGUCUGAGAAACCUGGGAGAGAAACCUCCACAGAAGAGUCUGAGUCUGUGAAACCUGGGAGAGAAACCUCCACAGAAGAGUUUGAGUCUGUGAAACCUGGGAGAGAAACCUCCACAGAAGAGUUUGAGUCUGUGAAACCUGGGAGAGAAACCUCCACAGAAGAGUCUGAGUCUGUGAAACCUGGGAGAGAAACCUCCACAGAAGAGUCUGAGUCUGUGAAACCUGGGAGAGAAACCUCCACAGAAGAGUCUGAGUCUGAGAAACCUGGGAGAGAAACCUCCACAGAAGAGUUUGAGUCUGAGAAACCUGGGAGAGAAACCUCCACAGAAGAGUUUGAGUCUGAGAAACCUGGGAGAGAAACCUCCACAGAAGAGUCUGAGUCUGUGAAACCUGGGAGAGAAACCUCCACAGAAGAGUCUGAGUCUGUGAAACCUGGGAGAGAAACCUCCACAGAAGAGUCUGAGUCUGUGAAACCUGGGAGAGAAACCUCCACAGAAGAGUCUGAGUCUGUGAAACCUGGGAGAGAAACCUCCACAGAAGAGUCUGAGUCUGUGAAACCUGGGAGAGAAACCUCCACAGAAGAGUCUGAGUCUGUGAAACCUGGGAGAGAAACCUCCACAGAAGAGUCUGAGUCUGAGAAACCUGGGAGAGAAACCUCCACAGAAGAGUCUGAGUCUGAGAAACCUGGGAGAGAAACCUCCACAGAAGAGUUUGAGUCUGUGAAACCUGGGAGAGAAACCUCCACAGAAGAGUUUGAGUCUGUGAAACCUGGGAGAGAAACCUCCACAGAAGAGUCUGAGUCUGUGAAACCUGGGAGAGAAACCUCCACAGAAGAGUCUGAGUCUGUGAAACCUGGGAGAGAAACCUCCACAGAAGAGUCUGAGUCUGUGAAACCUGGGAGAGAAACCUCCACAGAAGAGUCUGAGUCUGAGAAACCUGGGAGAGAAACCUCCACAGAAGAGUCUGAGUCUGUGAAACCUGGGAGAGAAACCUCCACAGAAGAGUCUGAGUCUGAGAAACCUGGGAGAGAAACCUCCACAGAAGAGUUUGAGUCUGAGAAACCUGGGAGAGAAACCUCCACAGAAGAGUCUGAGUCUGAGAAACCUGGGAGAGAAACCUCCACAGAAGAGUUUGAGUCUGAGAAACCUGGGAGAGAAACCUCCACAGAAGAGUCUGAGUCUGUGAAAUCUGGGAGAGAAACCUCCACAGAAGAGUUUGAGUCUGUGAAACCUGGGAGAGAAACCUCCACAGAAGAGUCUGAGUCUGUGAAACCUGGGAGAGAAACCUCCACAGAAGAGUUUGAGUCUGAGAAACCUGGGAGAGAAACCUCCACAGAAGAGUCUGAGUCUGUGAAACCUGGGAGAGAAACCUCCACAGAAGAGUUUGAGUCUGAGAAACCUGGGAGAGAAACCUCCACAGAAGAGUCUGAGUCUGUGAAACCUGGGAGAGAAACCUCCACAGAAGAGUUUGAGUCUGUGAAACCUGGGAGAGAAACCUCCAGAGAAGAGUCUGAGUCUGUGAAACCUGGGAGAGAAACCUCCACAGAAGAGUUUGAGUCUGUGAAACCUGGGAGAGAAACCUCCACAGAAGAGUCUGAGUCUGAGAAACCUGGGAGAGAAACCUCCACAGAAGAGUUUGAGUCUGUGAAACCUGGGAGAGAAACCUCCACAGAAGAGUCUGAGUCUGAGAAACCUGGGAGAGAAACCUCCACAGAAGAACGUUAUGUUCCGUCGGGUUUGUUUCACGGGAAAAGUGAAUGGGCCGAGUUCAAGAACAGAAAACGCUGCGAGGAGGUUCUGCUGAUCUGCACAAUGACUCGUGCAGGUCUCUGUGUGAGGGACGGACUCGUGCUGGUCUCUGUGUGA
Messenger RNA from Knipowitschia caucasica, 3060 nucleotides. NCBI's taxonomy places the organism in Eukaryota, Metazoa, Chordata, Actinopteri, Gobiiformes, Gobiidae. The record is from the annotation of a GenBank genome assembly.